This is a messenger RNA of Notolabrus celidotus (New Zealand spotty), 2614 nucleotides long. Its product is annotated as CREB-regulated transcription coactivator 1-like. The transcript has 14 exons. Lineage: Eukaryota; Metazoa; Chordata; Actinopteri; Labriformes; Labridae. Gene Ontology annotation, cellular component: cytoplasm; nucleus. The record is from RefSeq and is a predicted model, not a curated record. Gene Ontology annotation, biological process: positive regulation of transcription by RNA polymerase II; protein homotetramerization. Gene Ontology annotation, molecular function: cAMP response element binding protein binding. Bases 75 to 1910 code for a protein of 611 amino acids.
AUGACGACACCAGGAGGCCGUGGCGUCGUGUGUAACGUCCUAACGUAACAUUCCAUUGAGAAGAAGAGGGAAAGAUGGCGUCCUCUAACAAUCCUCGCAAAUUUAGCGAGAAAAUCGCUUUGCAUAAUCAGAAGCAGGCGGAGGAAACGGCCGCGUUCGAAGAAGUGAUGAAGGACCUGAACAUCACCAGAGCUGCCCGGUUGCAGUUACAGAAGACCCAGUAUUUGCAACUAGGGCAGAAUCGUGGACAGUACUAUGGAGGCUCACUGCCCAAUGUCAAUCAGAUUGGAAAUGGCAACAUUGACCUGCCUUUUCAGAACUCAGUGCUGGACACCAGUCGGACCACCAGGCACCACGGGCUGGUGGAGCGCGUGUACCGCGACCGGAACCGCAUUACAUCACCUCAUCGCCGGCCACUGUCAGUCGACAAACACGGACGCCAGAUUGACAGCUGUCCGUACAGCUCAGUUUACCUCUCCCCGCCGCCUGACACGAGCUGGAGAAGGACAAACUCGGAUUCUGCCUUACACCAGAGCGCCAUGAAUCCGAAGCCCCAGGAGGUGUUUGUAGGGGGAUCGCAGGAGCUGCAGCCCAAACGAGUACUGCUGCUAACAGUGCCGGGAUUGGACGACUCGGAGUCGAACGCAGACAAGGAUGGGCAGAAACUGUGGGACGACAAGAAGGAUGAUUCAUCAAAACCCAACUCAUGUGAUGUCCCGGGAAUCAAUAUAUUCCCAUCACCAGACCAGGAGUUGAACCCCUCCCUGCUCCCCGCUGCACACAACACCGGCGGGUCUCUCCCUGAUCUGACCAACAUCCAGUUCCCUCCUCCUCUGUCCACCCCGCUGGACCCCGACGACGCCGUGGCCUUCCCCUCCCUCAGCUCGUCCAACAGCACCGGCAGCCUGACCACCAACCUCACCCACCUGGGCAUCAGCGCCGCCAGCCACGGGAUCACCAGCCCCUCUCAGCCCACCAUGACCGUCACAGCACAGCGCCGCCAACCACCCGUGGUGCCGCUGACCCUCACCUCUGACCUCCAUCUCCAACAGUCCCCACAGCAGCUCUCACCCACCCUCUCCUCACCCAUAAACAUCACACAGGCCUUGCCAACAGAGCCGCUGACCCUGGAGCUGCAGCUCUCCCAGUACCCCCUCUUCAACCAGCUGACGGCUCAGGCCCAGGCUCAGCUGCUCAGCGACCUCCAGAAGCAGCAGCAGGUUCUGUCGCAGGGCAUCCAGCUCAUCACUUUGCCUACUCUGGCUUCCCCAGGAACGGCCACCUCCAGCAGUCCCUCCUCCGACAGCCAGAGCCUGAGCCAGACCACCGCCAGCAUCAGCAUCAGCUCGUACCGCAAUCAGACUGGCUCACCAGCCACUCAGUCUCCAACCUCCCCCGUCUCCAAUCAAGGCUUCUCCCCCGGCGGCUCGCCUCAACACAUUCCCGUGGUAGGCAGCAUAUUCGGCGACUCCUUCUAUGAUCAGCAGCUGGCUCUGAGGCAGACCAACGCGCUCUCUCACCAGCUGGAGCAGUUCAACAUGAUUGAGAACCCCAUCAGCUCCACCAGCCUUUACAACCAGUGCUCCACCCUCAACUACACGCAGGCGGCCAUGAUGGGCCUCACUGGGAGCAGCUUACAGGACUCGCAGCAGCUCGGCUACAGCAGCCACGGCAACAUCCCCAACAUCAUCCUUACAGUCACAGGCGAGUCUCCUCCGAGCCUCUCCAAAGAGCUCACCAACUCCCUAGCGGGCGUGGGUGACGUCAGCUUUGACGCAGACUCUCAGUUUCCUCUGGACGAGCUGAAGAUCGACCCGCUCACCCUGGACGGACUGCACAUGCUCAACGACCCCGACAUGGUGCUCGCCGACCCCGCCACCGAGGACACGUUCAGGAUGGACAGGCUGUAACGCGAGCAGCCGAGUGUGGCCGAGAACAAGAAGAGGAAAAAAAAAAAAAACACACUAACUCGUGAAAGGAGGAAAAACAAAGGGCAGGAUGAACCCUCUCCCUCGUUGCAUGGCCGUCCAGCUGCCCGACCUCGCCCUCGACUCCGUUAACGCCCUUUGAAACGAAGCGCCACAAAAAGACAACGGGGAGAAAGACCUCCAGUGGCUUGCCGGGGAAUGGCCUCGCUGUCGUUUUGAAUGAGAUUGGUCGCUCAGCGCUUUCGCUAGCCUGCUGUGUUUACGGUGUACCAUUACAUGCCACAUAUAUUCCAAAAACGCACAUUUGACUCUUUUUUUUUUUCUCUUCAUAUCCACUUUGAUAUUUCUUUUGUUGAUCUUUUCUUGUAGCAGGAAGCUGCUAGGACAUUGGGCUAAACCGUCCCCAUCACUAUGGCCGUGUUAAAAACAAACAAAAAAAGAAACACGCCGGUUUGCUUGUUCCCUGCAGUCGGAGGAAGCGGUUUCCCAUCAUGCCAUAACGGCUUUCUAUUUCACUCAAAGCUUUAUUUUUGACAACCAAAUGUUAUUUUCAUCAUGUACUGUAUGUUUUGAUGCUUUAUGUAUUUAUACCUUUUAUUUAUUUAUUUGGUUACAGAUUUUAUAUUCCAUUUCAUAAUUUAAAUUUGAUGCCAAAAUGCUCUCUGUAGGCAUAGUGUAAAAUUGCA